This is a messenger RNA of Harpegnathos saltator (Jerdon's jumping ant), 2592 nucleotides long. Its product is annotated as zinc finger protein 384-like. The record is from RefSeq and is a predicted model, not a curated record. Gene Ontology annotation, molecular function: DNA-binding transcription factor activity, RNA polymerase II-specific; RNA polymerase II cis-regulatory region sequence-specific DNA binding. Lineage: Eukaryota; Metazoa; Arthropoda; Insecta; Hymenoptera; Formicidae. The coding region runs from base 658 to 2400 and encodes 580 amino acids. Gene Ontology annotation, biological process: regulation of transcription by RNA polymerase II. The transcript has 3 exons.
CCUACCGACCGAGAAGAAACGAGUUACUACAUUCGAUCGCGCAGUCGGCCGUCGUAAAACCCGGAAACACACAGUGCGCGUCCCUCUGUUGAACGAGAACUCACUGCGCGCGCGAGCGAAAGAGGGAGCGAGACCGCGACACGCACGCACGGACGUACAUAUACGUACGCAAAACGAGCGAGCGAGCGAGCGAGCGAGUGAGAGAGAGAGAGCGAACGAGCGAGAAAGAAAGAGGACGGACGGCGGUGUACGAGCGCGAAUUUAUCGCGGAGUCACUCUCGAGCUCUCUUGGAGUUUCCGUUAGAGGAAACGCGCGCGCGUCUCUCUUUCUCUCUUUCGUCCACAUACGCCAGCACGUAUGACGUAUGCACCGACGGCGACAGACGCGGCGGGUACAUCGGUCAGCACAGCAGCGUCGUGCACGUAGAAAUGAGAAAGUCGUUGCUGCCGCCGCGCUGAGGAUUGGGAACGACGACGCGGGCCAGACGGACGAUUUCCGUACUAAGCGAAGCUACCAGAAGAACGAAGGCGGCGACAGUAGCAGCGGUACGCUGAGCCGAGCACGCACGGGGGAGCGCGAUCGCAGCUGCCGCUUCUUGACCUGUUCGUCGUCGUCGUCUCACCUGUCGAUCGUACGUACAAGUUUGACGGUGCAAGAUGAAUUUCACACCAUUCACCGGGUUCACGACACCGGGCACUGUUCAUCAGUUUGCUACGGCGAAAUUCGCACAAAAUCUCACUACUGGAGGACAAGUUGUCGGGGUGUUAUCCGGUGGUGAAGGUGGAGUCCACUACUUGAGGCCAGUAGACCCAAAUGGCUUUGCUGUCGCUCAGAGUGGCAACAAUCAGCAACAGCAGAUCAUCACGCUGCCCAUCACCGUGCCGGGGAAAGAUGGCACGCAGCAACAGCAGACGGUUCAGAUACAAGUCGUCAACCCCAGCGUAUCGCAGAGUGGAAACAGCGGUGAUCAACCCAAGUAUCAUUUGGCGCCGAUAUCGCUGGGACAGUUCCCGCAAGGGGCAGCUACCGUUCUCACCGUUGCCUACAGUCAGCAGGGUGCGGAUGGAGUUCAAAUUCAAGUACAACCGCAAAACACCGUAGCGACUACGCAAACGUCCGAUCAAACGACACAGAGUACGUCUACUGCUGUGACAACUACUUCCCAGCAGACUAUCCAACAAACUGUGCAACUGCCAGGAGCACCUGAGGGCUUAACCGUGGUCGCUCAGAUUCCGCAAGAUUUGAUACUGCGAGAGAGCAUAGAGGAGUCCAAGGAGGACGUGAAGGAAGGCACGACACCGGUAGCCCUGAUUAAACGAGGUAGCGUCAAGAGUCAAGGUAAUCAGAGCGGAGAAGAAUUCAUUACCUCCAUGCCCGCUAGCUGGCAGAGUCUCGCUGCGGGUUCUGCUCAAGUCGCGGACUAUCUGUCUCGACUGCCUACCAGUACCUUGCCCAUUAGUUUGCAACAUUUUCUCAAGUUCUCCGCGGAGACUAUAAAACGAGAAGCUACUAUUGAAUCUAGUCCGCUCGGGGCGGACGGUUUAGACACUUCUGGCGGUGCAACCUCGGGGGAGCAGGCGGUACAGAUUACAGUUGCUGGGGGCGAAACUGCGAUCAUUCCUGAUGUUGUGGAAGAGCAAGAGCCGGGAACGAAGCCGAAACGGAAGAAGAAGUAUAAGAAGAAACCUCCAAAGCCGAAGAAACCAAAACCAGGACAGGUGAGCAUAGUCACGGCUCUUGAUGGUACGACUCUGUUUUGUUGUCCUCAAUGCAACAUGGCGUACCCGGAGAAGGAGAGUCUGGAGCAGCAUUUGAUUGGACAUAAAAUCGAGAGGCGAUUCAUCUGCGACAUCUGCGGCGCUGGUCUUAAGCGGAAGGAGCAUCUGGAGCGGCACAAGUUGGGCCACAAUCCCGACAGACCCUUCAUCUGUUCCGUUUGCAUGAAGGGUUUCAAGCGGAAAGAACACUUGAAUCUUCAUUUCGUCAUACAUUCUGGACAAAAAACCGAGGUCUGCACCGAAUGCGGGAAAGCGUUUUACCGCAAAGAUCACCUGAGGAAGCACGCGAGAUCGCAUCUCGCCAAGCGCGCCAAGGAGGAUCCGUUGAACACGAACGACACCACGCAGAAUCAACAGGCGGACCAACAGCAGCAAGUGGAGCAAUUGCAACAACAGUCGUCGGUGCCCGAGUUGCAGCAAAUCCAGAUACAAGUGGGACAAGGAUCUCAAGCGCAGAUUCACCAGAUCUCCGUCAGCGAGCAGUCCACUGUGGUGCUGCCUACAGCCGCCGAAACCGGAGCUAUGACUAUGCUUCAUCAUCAACAGCAGCAGCAGCAGCAGCAGCAACAACAGCAGCAGCAGCAGCAACAGCAGCAGCAGUCGCAACAGCAACAGCAUUAGCAACAGCAUACCGCCCCGAAUCAGCUCGGGCGGUACUUUCGUUUCAAUCAUCAACAAGCUAGAGGUCGUGCAAAACAUGGUGUACUCGUUGAUUGAGUUGUUCUCAUGCAAUAGGCAAAUUGAUGUUAACGCAAACUUGGUUCAUCAUCAUUAUUGCCCGGUUGAUGAUUCUGCAAAGUCUCUCCGUUUGAA